This is a messenger RNA of Mycena citricolor, 1711 nucleotides long. NCBI's taxonomy places the organism in Eukaryota, Fungi, Basidiomycota, Agaricomycetes, Agaricales, Mycenaceae. The record is from the annotation of a GenBank genome assembly.
UUCUUUCCGACCUCCAUCUCAUCUCCUUGGGCACGCCUCUAUUCUCAACAGUCUAAUGGCCACGGCCAGGUGCUGAUUUUUACUUCUGCAAUUCUGAUCUUCCCGUUGUCAACGUCGUGCAUUUUUUUUCUUGAUGCUGACCGGUUUUUUACAGGGUGCCCGUAGCUAUAAACAUAGCUAGCGUUCUCUUCUUUCGUACUUGUCUCAUCGUCACACCUCAUGAAUACAUUGCCGUCAGGAUCAUAGUCAUCUGUAGUUCGGCACUGUCCUCUCCCCAAUGCCAGCUAUACGCAAAUUCAGCCGCGGGCGAGCACGCUUCAACCCUCUGGAGGCGGCCAAAGUUGCAUCAAAGCCUGAAUCCUCGCAGCCGGCUUCACAGGCUGUUCCAUCCGAUGGUCAUCAGCCUCCAGCUACAUCAGAGCGGACGACAAUGACGACUCCAGCUCUCCUACGCCGGAGCUGGAACUUCGUUCGAGGCCGUCGCACCGAAGAGUUUGUUCAGCGUGGUCUCGACGUCUCCAAUUUGCUGCACAGUAUCGGGAGUGCGAUGAACUACGAGAUGAUAACUAUCGCUGCUGCAAGUGCGGGGCAAUUGUUCGAUAUCGUUAAUUCGGUGCAAUCAAAUCGUGAUCAAUGCCUACAACUGCUGGAGCGGGUGCACCAAAUUGUGAACACACUGGUCAAUAUAUGCGGAGAUGCUCAGAAGCACAGUGUGGUGAUGAAUCCUUUGAUGGAGACGGCAGUAGACCAAUUUAUUCAAACGCUGACGACUCUGCACGGUAUCCUGCUUUCGCUGUCCUCCGUAUCCUUGUUCGGCCGGAUAUUGAAGCAUCUGGAAACCCGAUCGCAACUCACAGAUUGCGAUGAGGCACUACGGCAGGCCCUAGAUGUUUUCAAUGUUCAGUCCGAUCUCAUCACUCAUUCUAUGCUUGGAAGCGCCCGGACUGCAGCGAAAACCCGACACGAAGAGUUGCUACGAGUGCUGAAACCAGAACCUGCUGUCUUCAAACCACCGCGAUGAGAACACUAGGCAAAUUUCCAUGAGAUUUUCCUUGGAUCGUAUCUUCUGGUUCGAGCCUGACGCUUCAAAUAUCAGCAUCUGUAGAGAGAUCCGCUUUCAGCACGAGACCGGCAAUAUCUGCGGGAUGCGGACUUAUCUUUGAGAUGUACAAUCUAAACGUCUUUGGGCAGAAAUGUCAUCUCAAGAGGACUCCACAACCAGAUCUCAAAUAUGUUCAGCCACUUGAAACAGGAGUUCUUGUUUUACGUUUAAACAGGCGGAAUUCAGAUACAGAAUAGCGUAGAAAUUUUACAGUGUAGAAGCUAAUGAAAGUCCAAAGGAUAGGAAUCUCGGAAAGAACAUCUUGGUUCGUUCUUGGACGACCGUCAGGAUCGACACGGAGAUGUGUCGAAUCUCGGAUCUGAUCAUAUUGGACCAGGGUGAGCAACUAGGUGCCCUGCAAAGCAGAAAGCUUGAUCUGGAUGCAGCAUUACGGAGCAUAUUACCAGCAGCAAGUGGAUGGGCCGAAGUGAUGAUUCGAUCUCGGUCUAGCCACCGCCUCGACCGCCACCACCGCCGGUGACGACGAGCCCUCGGCCGCGAGGUCCGCCACGACCACGAUUGCUUGCAUCCGGUCGGCCACCGCGCAAACCGGCCGGAACCUGAAUCAUGCCAGCCACGGGCCCAUCUCCGACAUUGAUCUGGUUGAUA